Molecule: messenger RNA, 1744 nt
Organism: Nothobranchius furzeri (turquoise killifish)
Lineage: Eukaryota; Metazoa; Chordata; Actinopteri; Cyprinodontiformes; Nothobranchiidae
Source: RefSeq, a predicted model, not a curated record
ACUCUCGGUAAUGAGCGAGACGGCAGCACGCUGCAGCGCUCAGCUCCUCCUCUCCGACUGGACGCUGCCCUCCGUGCUGGAGGUAAAAGGUUAGUGUUAAGAGGUGAUUCCUGCAAGGCACCCACAGAGCAGCCGCUAUUGAUCCUGAAGCCAGAGAGGAAGGAAAAAAAUCUGCCUUUUCAGGGCCCGGUGGUGUGAGACCAGCGGGUCAGCACUCUGCUCUACACACUGAAAUAAAUGAUUUUUUGGCCCUGUAAUUAUUAUUUCAACUAUCUAUAUAAAUUCUACUAAAUAAUAUGAAUUCACUGUUUUUACUUUAAAAUAGCUAUUUUUCAUGUAGUGCAUUACUUGGUGAUUGUUUGUAAUUAUGUUUCCUCAUUUUUGUAUGUAAAUGGAAUCCUUCAAUCCAAGUAAUAUUCACUUAAUCAGUUUGUUGGCUUACUCAGUUGAUAUUUCUAAGUAAAAUGUAAUAGAGAGACAUCAUUGAACCCUACAACCUUCUGUAUUCGGAGCAUGACGUCAAAGCCCCUCCCCCACUCUUCAGAGGCCUUCAUCAUCGUAAGACAGUAACUGUGCUUCCUCAUGCCACGUUUCAUAUGUGUUGGGGAAUUCAUUGAGUGAGACGUGAAAGAACUAGCACAUUGGAGCCAAGACGGGGGAAAACGUAGCGGGAGAAGUACGACACCGAGCGGCCGAAGAACUGAGGUUGUCAAGGAUUGUCCUGCAAUCAAAGACCUCAUGGAGAGAUGGCCUUCUCUGUUCAGUGAAAAUCAGAUCAAAGAAGAGUUUAAAAGACUGACCACGGUGCAUCUGGAGCAAACCUUUUUGUCCAGUUUGGACAGGUUUACUCCAAAACUCCUGGCAAUGUUUCAGAAGAAGGGCGGGACUGCAGGGACCAAAAUAAGACCAAUGCUGGACUCACUGAAUGAGCAUCAUGUUGAUGGCAGAAGGGACAUCAUCAUUAGUUGCUUAGUUGAGUAUCUUGGAGAGAGUGGAGAGGAGCUGAUCAAAGACUAUAAGGAUGUCAACCAAGAAGCGGCGAAAGAGGACUGCAAUGAGCACUUGAUGAAGGUUGCUGUUAUCCAUCCCAGUGUGGCACAGGACAACCAAGAUCCAGUGUACGUGUGUGUCAUUAUUGAGGGACUUGAGGUUUUGCAGGACUGCAAAACUGUGACAAACGCUUGCCUCCUCCUCAUGGGAGUCAUCUAUGCUGUCAAUUUAAGUUAUCCACAGAAACUGAAAUAUACUUUUGAAGCAUUUCAGAAGCUUUUCCUUGAGCUUGACAGCCUGAGAAUGUCAGCAAAGGUCCAGUCUCUGCACAAAAAACUUCUACAGUGAGUGGUCAAGUGUUAAUUGUGCUUUUGUUCAGCACAAAUAAUGUUUACGUUUGUCAGUGAUUUCACAUGUUGGCCAGUUUUAUAAGCUCUUACUGUUAUGGUCAUCCUAUUAGCAAAGGUGCAGUCUCCAUGAGAAACUUUGUGAGUUUUAUUGCAUUUGUAUUUGUGCUUUUGUCCAGCACAAACAAUUUGUUGUCAUUUUAUGUCAGUUAUCUGACAGUUAUUUCAAGUGUUGCUUUUUGAAAUUCUAAACUGCGGUUUAUAUCAAUCUCUACCUUUAUGCAGUUUUUUACACAUUGGUCACUGUAUUGAAAUUUAAGAAGGUUUAUGGGCAUGCAUGUGCAAUGUUAUAUAGAUAUUUUUAAUAUCUACACUUUCUAACAUUAAAUAAAAAUGUCAUUCAAAUA